Molecule: messenger RNA, 2706 nt
Organism: Tripterygium wilfordii
Lineage: Eukaryota; Viridiplantae; Streptophyta; Magnoliopsida; Celastrales; Celastraceae
Product: protein transport protein Sec23A-like
Exons: 2
Coding region: 67-2442 (791 amino acids)
Biological process (GO): endoplasmic reticulum to Golgi vesicle-mediated transport; COPII-coated vesicle cargo loading; COPII-coated vesicle budding
Cellular component (GO): endoplasmic reticulum exit site; COPII vesicle coat
Molecular function (GO): zinc ion binding; GTPase activator activity
Source: RefSeq, a predicted model, not a curated record
AAUCAUCGAGAAUGUCUGAUUACUCAAACCCCCACGUAAAGUAGAAGGCAUCAUCGAAAUCUAAGAAUGGAUUUCGUGGAAUUGGAGGCGAUCGAGGGCCUCCGGUGGACAUGGCACUCAUGGCCGACGACCAAAACAGAGACCACGUCCCUCGUACUCCCUCUUGCCAUCAUGUGCACGCCACUGAUGCAGUCUGACUUGUCGGAGCUUCCGCUGCUCUCCUACGAACCCCUCGUAUGUACCAAAUGCGGUGCCGUUUUGAAUCCUUAUGCUCGCGUUGACUACCGGUCCCGUAUCUGGUGCUGUCCAUUUUGCUAUAAUCGGAACCCCUUCCCCAGAUCCUACGCCGGCAUAACUGACACUAACCUUCCUGCUGAGCUCUUCCCCACUUACAGUUCAGUGGAGUACGAGAUUGUUCGCAAUUCCACCUCCAAUUUCUAUGGCACUACUCCUAAUUGGUCCGGGUUGUACUCUUCUUCAUCCGGGUCUCUGUCGGCGAUGGGAUCGGUGGGUUCAUUGGCGCAGGUUGGCGGUGGAGGUAGCGGUGGGGAGGUCAGGAGGGCGGGACCUGCUUUUGUGUUCGUGGUGGAUGAGUGUAUGGCGGAGGAGGAGUUGAGUGCUGUCAAGAAUGAGUUGUUACGGGUCGUGGAGCAGUUGCCAGAGAGCACUUUGGUGGGGCUGGUUACAUUUAACUCCAUGGUUAAGGUGCAUGAUCUUGGGUACGGGGAGUGCUCAAGGGUUGUGGUUCUUCAUGGCGGUCGUGAGCUUUCAGCUGAGCAGACACAACAGUUUCUGGGCAUUAGUUGUACUAAGCAACAGCAUGUUGGGAAGAUACCAGUAGUCCAAAAGCAUGGUUUUUUGCUAACUGUGUCUGAAUGUGAAUUCAACGUAACCACUGCAAUUGAAGAAAUUUCUAAUGCAUCAGAAGUCAUGCCAGGCCAUCGACCUCAAAGGUGCACAGGAGCGGCCAUAUCAGCUGCACUUGGACUUUUGGAAGGAUGCCUAAUUAAUAAUACAGGCUCCCGAAUCAUGGUCUUCACAUCUGGGCCUGCAACUUUGGGUCCUGGAACUAUUGUAGAUGCAGAUCUUAGUAAAGCCAUCAGAACUCACAGAGACAUUGUAAAUGGUCAUUUGCCAUACUACAGAAAGUCGUGCUCCUUCUACAAGCGUUUGUCACAGAGAUUAUCCGAUACUGCUGUUGUUCUUGAUCUAUUUGCUUGUUCUCUUGAUCAAGUUGGAGCAGCAGAGCUAAAAGUCCCUGUUGAGCUCUCGGGUGGAUUCAUGAUGCUAGGGGAGUCGUUUGAGUCUGAUCAAUUCAGAAAAUGUUUGCGGUACAUUUUCAGUCGUGACAAAGAGGGACAUUUGAAGAUGUAUUUUGACGCAACCAUUGAAAUAGUGACAACAGAAGAUGUAAAAAUUUGUGGAGCGCUUGGGCCUUGUCUCUCUCUUCGGAAAAAGAAUAAUUUAGUCAGCGACAAUGAAAUUGGGGAGGGUGGUACUUAUAUAUGGAAGUUGGGUACUCUCACUAAUAAAACAUGCAUUGCUUUCUUUUUCCAAGUGAGUGAUUCUCGAAAACCCCAGCCUGGAUCAGCAUUUUUUAUACAGUUUAUAACAAAAUAUCAGCACGGGAACUUGGGAAUUCGUCGGAGGGUGACAACUGCUGCAAGACGAUGGGUUGGGAGCAAGUCAUCGGAAGUUUCUACUGGAUUUGAUCAAGAAGCAGCAGCCGUAGUCAUGGCUAGGCUAGCCAUCAACCGUGCAGAGAGUUGUUAUGCCCGAGAUGUUAUCAGGUGGCUUGAUGAUGCACUUGUUCGUUUUACAUCUGAGUUUGGCGAUUACAUUCAGGAAGAUCCAUCUUCCUUCCAUUUGUCAUCUAACUUCUCCCUUUACCCCCAAUUCAUGUUCUAUUUGAGAAGGUCCCAAUUUAUUGAUGUCUUUAACACCACUCCUGAUGAGACUGCUUUCUUCCGGCUGAUGCUAAACCGUGAGGGUGUAGUGGGUUCUCUUAUAAUGAUCCAACCUACACUUUUUCAAUAUUCAUUUGAUGGGCCUCCUAUUCCGGCGCUCCUUGAUGUUCGCUCGAUCUCUCCUGAUACUAUAUUGCUUUUUGAUUCUUACUUCCAUGUGGUUAUUCACUGUGGGUCCAAGAUUGCUCAGUGGAGGAAGCUUGGCUAUCACAAAGAUCCAAACCAUGAAAACCUGAGAAAGCUGUUGGAAGCCCCAGAGCUUGAUGCAGAGCAAUUAGUGGCUGAAAGAAUUCCAGCACCCAAACUGAUAAAAUGUGAUCAGCACGGUAGUCAGGCUAGGUUUCUUCUAGCCAAGUUAAAUCCAUCAGUUACUCAGAAUUCAACGUAUACAGAAGGAUUAGAUGUUAUAUUUACUGAUGAUUUGAGCUUGGAAGUUUUCAUAGAUCAUUUGCAGACCCUGGCAGUACAGGGCUAAUGCAGAAUAGAGGUGUGUGUAUAUUGUUUAUAAAUCAUUUGUUUAUAUUUAGUUACAGUAAAAGAAGUCUUCUUUUUUGAGCUGAGGAGACUGACUGGUUUACCAAAAUAGAUACGACGAGUGUUGAGUUUGAGUUUCUCUUUAUUCAGUAAAAGCAGAGGUUCCUUGGUUUGAUUUUAGGCUUUAUUUGUAUCCAUUGAGGUUUGCGAGAGUCACUGUGAUUGCAUGAUUUUAGAGAAUGGAGUUCAUUAUUUUAUUUCUUUU